UUGUCCUUUUUUGAAACUGGGGUCUUUUGCUUAAGGUGCCGCCACUGGCUGGCAUCAACAUCUUUAAACUGUAUUGAAACACUGACCUGGAGUUUUAGAGAGGCUUCAAAAAUGAGCACUUUGAGAGCAUAUAAAGAACCAUUUGGUAAGCACCUAACAAAUCUCCCUGUGUUUUGAAGCGGAGAGAAUCAACUCAGAGCCGGUGGAGGACACAGACACCACCACCUUUGUGGCAGAACUUUCUUUAGAAGCCAAUUACCCUGUGCAAGUCACUGAUCCUAAUGAUGCUGUGACACUCCACCUGAGCUCCAUGCCCUCUGGAUACUUGAGCCCCUCCAAUAGAAUCAGGCAGCCAGUGAAAGACAGUGAAGAAUGUACCUGCCCAACAUCUACGUCACCAGCCUAUUCGUUUCAUAUGUCCUCAUUUGUAUGUCUCUGCCAAGAAGACUACCCCAAAGAACUCCAAUUACAGCUUAACAGCCCUUGUGAAAAAUGCUGUCGUCCUGCACCUCCUCCCAAGAUCAGUGACCUCCUGAACGACAAAGAUCUUCUGGACUUAUUGCGACUCAAGCUGGACCCGAACCACUGCACUGUCAAAAACUGGAAGAACUUUGCGAGCCGCUGGGGGAUGAGCUACGACGAGCUCACCCUGCUGGAGUACCGGACCCAAGGUUCUCUGUCCCACAGCCCCACCCAGGAGUUCCUACUCCGUUACAACCAGAAACCUGUCACCGAGCUCACUGAACUGUGUCGCUUUUACCAGCGGAUCGACGUGUUGCGAUUGCUGCAGAGCUGGAUGGAAAAGGAUUGGCCAUCACGCUGGCAGCAAGCAAAUUAACUUCUUUCACGAAUUAUCCACUGGGUCUUUCUCCUGUUUUUUCUCUAUGAUUUUUCUCAUACUGUUUGAUAUACAGUACAUUGGACUACAUAAUAUUGUUUGCCACUGUUUAUUGCACACCAAUAACAAAGAAAUAAACAGCUUCAUCUUAAUUUUUGUCUCAGGAAACUAUGGAUAAUCAAAUAAAAUUUCUGAACCGUCUGAAAUGUUGA
Messenger RNA from Hippocampus zosterae (dwarf seahorse), 1050 nucleotides. RefSeq names its product EDAR-associated death domain (gene edaradd). Bases 311 to 838 code for a protein of 175 amino acids. The record is from RefSeq and is a predicted model, not a curated record. Lineage: Eukaryota; Metazoa; Chordata; Actinopteri; Syngnathiformes; Syngnathidae. Gene Ontology annotation, molecular function: protein binding. The transcript has 6 exons. Gene Ontology annotation, biological process: signal transduction.